Trichophyton benhamiae CBS 112371 is the source of this 1347-nucleotide messenger RNA. RefSeq lists its product as uncharacterized. NCBI's taxonomy places the organism in Eukaryota, Fungi, Ascomycota, Eurotiomycetes, Onygenales, Arthrodermataceae. The record is from RefSeq and is a predicted model, not a curated record. The transcript is spliced from 2 exons. The coding region runs from base 1 to 1347 and encodes 448 amino acids.
AUGUCCCAUCAGGCCACAGAGUCCUUCUACGACCAGUUCUUCCUCGACUAUGAGAACAACUACCACAACAACGAAGGCCUCAAGGCCUUUGUCCGCGAAGCUGCCUCGAAGCUCCCCGCCCACGCCAAGGUGCUAGACGUAGGCUGCGGUACGGGACGUCCCAUAGCCGAAGCCCUCUGCGCAGCCGAGCUUGAUGUCACAGGCAUAGACCUGUCGACAGAGAUGGUAGAAAUGUGCAAGAGGCGGUUCCCCUCCGCGAAGUUCAUCAAGACGGACAUGACCAAGUUUCGCCCCCAGCAAAAAUUCGACGCCGUCUUUGCCGUUCUCUCGCUAUUCCAUGUUUCUCAUCGUGAAUGCUACUCGAUGCUGUUCAAGUUUGCCGACUGGUUGAAGGAGGGCGGCCGCCUCUUCAUUACUACUAUAUACAGCCACGAUUUGGUGGACAGAGGAGCCAAGCCAGAUAGCCAGGGCAUCAUCGAUCUCGCCGACUGCCAGUUCCUGUCCCACGAUGUUCCUCUGACGGCCUUUUCCAGCGAGAAGUGGGAGGAGUACCUGACUGCUGCCGGAUUCGUCGGGUUUCAUGCUACAAAGUAUGAUUUCCAGCCCGCGGAUCCAAAGCUCAAGGUUGCCCAUCACCACUUUAUCACGGUGAACCAAGGAGAUAACCACCCGCUCAUGGGGCCCUAUCCUUACCCUGAUAAAGUGCUUGGGCCGUACUCUCUACAAAAAACGGCAUACAAAUCCUUCAUGGAAAGACUUAAUGACGUCGAAUCGAACGCUCUGGCGGGUCUGAGACAGCCUUUUCUUUCUUUCUUUCUUUUUGCAGACCCGAUGAACCGCAGCGAUUCGUUUCCGUUUAGCGCCCAGGAAGUUUCCAACAAGUUCGACUCCAUUGUUCUGUCCCGAGUUCUCGACGGCCUGGAAGACAUUAACGCGCCUCUUCAGAAGGCCAUGAAGGCAACCAGCAAGAUAGUAGUCAUCCAGGCUGCCCCAGACAACGAUCUCCUCAAGCAAGCCAACCUCAGCAGCAACAAAGCCCCGAUGCACCACGGACUCAUCCUCCACCGAGCCGCCGAGAUCCUCAAGACAAACGGCUUUGGCAGUCUAGAACUCAUUCACAUUAGUGAUAGUGCAUGUCGCUUCUCAGAGGAGGACUUGUCUGCGCGAUCCAAGGUUGCUGCCAUCUUGAUUGCAGACAUGUUCUAUAGCUAUGAGGCCGACUUACAGAGUAUCAAGGACGCUCUUGUCCCCAGGAUGGAGGCCCUCUUCAAGGAGACCCCGCAUGACGUUGGCAACCAAUCUGUCAUGCUGAUUGCUCGGCCUGUUACUCAGGCCAGGCCAGCAUGA